Phalaenopsis equestris is the source of this 797-nucleotide messenger RNA. Its product is annotated as UDP-glycosyltransferase 72B1-like. Lineage: Eukaryota; Viridiplantae; Streptophyta; Magnoliopsida; Asparagales; Orchidaceae. The annotation marks the transcript as partial. The transcript has a single exon. The record is from RefSeq and is a predicted model, not a curated record.
AUGUCUGUAACAUGCUCGAAGGCCCACGUCGUCCUUCUCUCAAGCCCAGGGAUAGGUCACCUCUCUCCGAUUGUUGAACUUGCCAAGCGUCUUGCUCUAGAUCACAACCUAACUGCCACCAUCAUCACCUUCUUUGAUCGCUCUUCAGAUAUCCAACAAUCUAUGUUCUCCUCCCUUCCUAUAGGAGUAUCUACUGUUUGCCUUCCGCCUAUUUCUCUCGACGACCUCCCCACCAACACCCACAUCAUUUCACGCCUCUCAAUUAUGAUUUCUCGUUCAAUCCCCUUCCUGCGACAAAUUUUGCUCGACCUCCAAAUUAAGAACAAACGCAUUGCCGCUUACAUCAUAGACCUCUUCGGUGGGGACACUAUUUGCUUGGCACGUGAGCUCGGCGCUCCUAGUUACAUUUUCUUCACAACCAACUUCUUCUAUCUGUCCUUUUUGCUUAACCUUCCCACUCUUUGCCAUGAGCAACAUGACAACAACCCUGACUCGUUGCUUGCUCUGCCUGGUUGCACGCCGCUUUACCACAAUGAUUUUCCUCAAUCAGCCAUUGAUAAAAAAAGUGAUGUCUUUGCUUGGAUGAUUCAUCACUCAAAGCAUCAUGAUAAAGUGGAUGGAAUAAUGGUCAAUAGUUUUGAAGCCAUGGAAGGGGGUGUCGUCAGAUUUCUUAAAGAAAGGAGAAAUGGAAAGUCUCCUAUCCUGCCAAUUGGGCCGCUUACUUGUGUUGGCGGGUCAGAAAAGGGCCUGGCUAAGUUAAACUCCUGCUUGCAAUGGCUUGACCAACAACCGGUUCA